UUCCCAAUGACGUUGAGUCAAAUUAAAAAAUUCGAACAACUCAACAAUAUAUCCGUCAAUGUCUAUACCAUCGAGGGAAAGAAGACUUCAAACGUUCUUCCAAUACAGCUUACCGACCGCACGAGUAAUAAACAUGUCAAUUUACUAUACGUGCAGGAUCCGCGAGACAACAAUGUUGGACAUUUUGCGUGGAUCAAGAAUCUAUCCCGUCUCGUGAGCUCACAAUUGACCAAGCACCAUGGGCAGAAAUACAUUUGUGAUCGAUGUCUUCACUACUUUAGUUUGAGCGACAAGUUGCAGUCUCACACUGUGGAUUGCCGAAAGGUAAACGACUGCGCUAUCAGACUACCGAGCGAGGACAACAAAUGGCUGUGCUUCAAGAACCACAGCAGAAAAGAGCGAUUUCCCUUCGUGGUGUAUGCCGAUCUGAAGUGCUUGCUGAAGAAGACACGACCGAAGACGGAACACGCGUCAUACGCCUAUCAACAUCAUCGGGCAGUACAUUGA
Molecule: messenger RNA, 507 nt
Organism: Temnothorax curvispinosus
Lineage: Eukaryota; Metazoa; Arthropoda; Insecta; Hymenoptera; Formicidae
Exons: 3
Coding region: 7-507 (166 amino acids)
Source: RefSeq, a predicted model, not a curated record